AAUGGGGUUUAUAUACCUAUGUGUGUGUCUUCACAUUGUGAAAUUAUCAAAACUUAAUUCUGUAUCUGAGAAUUCUAUAACAGACUAGAGCAGGGAUGUCCAGCAGGUCUAUUGCGAUCUACCGGUUGAUUGCGGGGCGUCCCUGGUCGACCGUGUGAUCCUGAUCGGUCACCCCACAAAAACAAAGCAAAAACUCAACAACUUCCUCUCCCAAAAAAAUCUCAACAACUUUGGUCAAUACAAUGGGUAGAUCACUGCCAGUUGUUGUUUUUUAGUAGGAGUAGAUCGCAGUCUCUUGGAAAUUGAAAAAUCCCCGGACUAGAGGAACCUUGGAAAGGGAUCCCCCGGGGUAAUCCUAACAGGAGGCGAGGACGGGGCUGUGUCAGCAGCUCAAAUUGCAGAAAAAGAGAGACAAAAACAAAACAAAACUCCUAUUAGAUUCGGAAGGAGCCGCAGGAGCUCCUGGCUGUCCGGGGAGCGCAGCUCUUCCCCUCCCCGCAGCUUCCCGGCCAAGGGACACACGCAGCCCGGCCUACCCGCUUCCCCCUGUGGGCGGGGAUGGGGGGCUGGAAGGCGGGCGGUGGAGAAGGCGAAGGCGCUCCCUUCCCGCGCCGUUACUCGGCCGGCCUGAGAGAAAAUUUCUGAGGCGGAGGCGGCGGCCUUCGUCCAGGGUCGGGGGGCCAUGGCGGGACUUUGCCCUCCCGGCGGCCUGGAGCACCUGGAGCUGGGGCGGCUGCGGGACCCGCUGGGCAGCGGCGGCGGAGUCGUCGUCGGCGCUUCUUCUCCUUCUCCUCCUCCUUCGUCUUGCUCGCCGUCGCCGCCGCUCUCGUCUUGCUCGAGGCAGGCCUGGAGCCGGGACAACCCGGGCUUCGAGCCCGAGGAGGAGGCGGGCGAAGCGGCCAGGGCGGCUGGCGGGAGCGCGGCGGUGGCGGCGGGGCCCGUGCUGCAGAUGGGCGUGGUGGAGUGGGGCCGAGGAGGGGCGCCUUCGCCCUCGGAGCCCGACGCCCGGCGCCCGGGAGGGCCCGCCGAGAGCGGGAGGCAGCGGAGGCGCAGGCGGCGCGGCGAAGAGGAGGAGGGCGAAGGCCAGAGGCCUUGCUCCGCCGGAGGCGCCCCGACGCCGACGCCGCGUUUCCCUCACGAGGAGGCGGGCGAGGAGGUCGCCGAGCAGCCGCCGCCGCCGCCUCGCCGCCUCGCCUGGGCCAAAGGGAUGGCGCACCGCCUGCGAGGUCUGUGGGGUACUACCCUAAUGGAAGAAACCACAACCAGAGAGAGAUAUCUGAAAAGUGUUUUACGAGAACUGAUCACGUACUUGAUUUUUCUCCUGGUCUUGUCUUUCUUGUCAUAUGGGAUGGUGAGUUCGAAUAUGUACUACUACACAAGGGUGAUGUCACAGCUCUUUCUAGACACACCAGUGUCAAAAAUGGAGAAGACCAAUUUUAAAACUUUAUCUACAAUGGAAGACUUCUGGAAGUUCACUGAGGGUCCUUUGCUAGAUGGCCUGUACUGGGAGAUGUGGUACAACAACAGAACCGUGGCAGAGAACAGGAGUUUUAUCUACCAUGAGAACCUGCUUUUGGGAGUGCCUCGCAUUCGACAGCUGAAAGUGAGGAAUGGCACGUGUUCAAUACCUGAAGAUUUAAAAGAUGAAAUUAAAGACUGUUACGAUGUUUACUCUGUGAGUAAUGAGGACACUGCACCGUUCGGGCCUCGCAAUGGAACCGCUUGGAUUUAUACCAAUGAAAAAGAUCUGAAUGGAAGCAGCCAUUGGGGGUUGCUUGCAACUUACAGUGGAGCUGGCUAUUACCAGGAUCUGUCCAGAAGCAGAGAGGAGACAUCUGCGUUAAUUCAUGGCCUUAAGAACAGCUUGUGGCUUGACAGAGGCACACGGGCAACAUUUCUAGAUUUUUCAGUGUACAAUGCAAACAUCAAUCUCUUCUGCAUUAUCAGGUUAUUGGUGGAGUUCCCACCAACAGGAGGCCUCCUUACAUCUUGGCAAUUCCAGCCUGUAAAGUUGAUCCACUACAUUUCCACUUUUGACUUCUUCCUAGCUGCCUGCGAAAUUGUCUUUUGUCUUUUUAUUCUUUAUUACGUGGUGGAAGAAAUCCUGGAAAUUCACAUACACAGACUCUUUUAUUUCAGGAGUCUUUGGAAUUGCCUUGAUGUUCUCAUUAUUGUGCUAUCGGUGGCAGCUAUAGGAAUUAAUAUAUAUCGAACAUCUACUGUGGAUAGGUUACUGAAGGAGCUGCUGGAAAAUCAAAAUAACUUCCCAAAUUUUGAACCUUUAGCAUACUGGCAAACACAGUUCAACAAUAUUGCAGCUGUCACCAUGUUUUUCGUCUGGAUUAAGCUCUUUAAAUUUAUCAGCUUCAACCGAACAAUGAGCCAGUUAUCUACCACGAUGUCACGAUGUGCCAAAGAUGUUCUUGGGUUUGCCAUUAUGUUUUUCAUCAUUUUCAUAGCCUAUGCUCAGCUAGCUUACCUUGUGUUUGGUGCACAAGUUGACGAUUUCAGUACCUUCCAGGACAGUGUUUUUACUCAGUUCCGCAUCCUGUUGGGAGAUUUUGACUUUACAGAGAUUGAAGAAGCUAACAGAGUUUUGGGACCAGUUUAUUUCACUACAUUUGUGUUCUUUAUGUUCUUCAUUCUUUUGAACAUGUUUUUGGCCAUCAUCAAUGAUACAUACUCUGAAGUCAAAUCGGAUAUGGCGCAGCAGAAAUCUGAAAUGGAACUGUCGGAUCUUAUAAGAAAGGGCUACACUAAAGCCAUGGUGAAGUUAAAACUUAAAAAAACACCAGUUGAUGACAUUUCAGAGAGUCUGCGACAAAGCGGAGGCAAAUUGAACUUUGAUGAACUGCGGCAAGACCUGAAGGGAAGGGGACACACUGAUGCCGAGAUUGAAGCCAUCUUUACAAAGUAUGACCAAGAUGGAGAUCAGGAAUUGACUGAACUGGAGCAUCAGCAAAUGAGAGAUGAUUUGGAAAAAGAGAGGGAGGACUUAGAGUUAGACAGAAGCUCUCUGAAUCGUCCACUGAGCGGCCGUAGCUUCCCACGAAGCCUGGAUGACUCUGAAGAGGAUGACGAUGACGACAGCGGACACAGCUCCCGGAGGAGAGGCAGCAGCUCGAGCGGGGUUUCAUAUGAAGAAUUUCAAGUGUUGGUGCGGCGAGUGGAUCGCAUGGAGCAUUCCAUAGGCAGCAUUGUUUCUAAGAUUGACGCUGUCAUCGUGAAGCUGGAAGCCAUGGAGAGAGCAAAACUGAAAAGGAAAGAGGUCCUGGGAAGGCUGCUUGAUGGGGUCACAGAGGAUGACAGGCUGGGCCGUGAUAAUGAAGUCCACAGGGAUCAGAUGGAGAGACUUGUACGAGAAGAGCUGGAGCGAUGGGAAUCAGAUGAUACGGCAUCCCAAGUGAGCCACAGACUGGGAACUCCAAUGGGGCUCAACGGCCAGUCUCGGGCUAGGAGUUCCCGCCCUUCUUCCUCACAGUCCACGGAAGGCAUUGAUGCCGGAGGAGGUGGGAACAGUGGCAACAAUGUCCAUGUCUAGUAGACUUUUAACUUUGCCUACAAAAUUAUGAGUAUUGCGCACAGUUAGUGAUUUGGCUAAGUCACAGGAAGCUCUAAGGUAUGCAGAGGCAGAUUCAGUAAGCAGAGAAACAGCCGAGCUGUUGAUGCUUUUUUAAAUAUAAAAAUUGGGAGACUAUGAAGUGAUUUAAAAACGAAAAGUUAAUUUGGGGUUGUCUCUAAUGUAGCACUCAAUUAAAAUCACUUAGCGAUAUACAUACAGAGUAAUGUAAAAGUAGGUUGCAGGUAACUUUGUCACACGAUAGAUUGUACAGUAGGUUGCGCACCAAGUUUCCACCAGCACAGCUGUUAUAUUGGAUUUCUCUGUUGUGAAAUAGCAAAACCUUCGCAUCUGCUAGUGCAAGAACCCUUGCACUACCAAACAGAACUGAUCCAGCCUUGGACUCGGUUUCAGCUACUUAAGAAUCUACAGAAAUGUCACAAAUUUCUCUGCUUUCCAUAGCCCCCCCCCCAGACUCUGUUCCCUUCAAAAAAUGUAAUUAGCCCUCUAGAGUGGGGGACGACGACCCCUAAACUAUCAAGUUUCAAUUUGCUAUAUAAAGUAUAAAACACACCAUUUUUUAUUGCAAAUCUUAUCUGUAUGUUCUUAAAGAUAGCAGGAUUCUGGAAAUCCUGUACUCUUAAUAGUAUUUUAAGGAAACUGUCCAAAUCAAAGGAUAAAUAGCUGUCGCCUGCUUUCAAGAGAAAUAGGUAUUACAGUAGUUUAUCCUAACUACUUGCCAAAAAAGUAACCUCUGCAUUUCAUUCACCAGAGAGAAAUGAAAUCACACAAUGUCCAGAAUAAUGUGGCUGGGAUGGUACGCUCUUUUUUUUCUUCUGUUUUUCUACAAGGAAUGGCACGGGAAUUUUCUGUUACUCAAGCAAGCAGUAAUUCUCAAUUGGCAAGUGAAGGCAAAGUCCCCUCUGGUUCUUAAAAUGCUGCUAUUUUCACACAGUGUGCCUCUAAAUAUGGGUGAUUUAAUAGCAGUGCUUUUCUUCUAGGGGGAAAAAGGUGUCGGUACUGCGUUCCUUUGAGUACCCCCAGAGAAAAGUACUGUUUUAUAACACCUUGUUUAAUAGCUCUGCUUCAAGCUAUAAGCAGAAUAGCAGCUCUGUUUCCAGACCUCUGAAAUUCAAAUGACAUUCCUUUAGCCUGGUAGGCAGUGUCCCCAGUCCCAAAUGUUGAGAAGGUGAAGCAAUUUCAAUUAGAGCUGCAGCAUGAGGGUGAAGGGGUUAACUACACCAUCCCACACCCCUGGGUUGCACCCCAGAUAAUAAGUGUUCCCCCCAUCUUGUUUCUAGAGUUUUGGGAUGGGGUAAGAAGCUGAUUAAAGGCAAUGAAAUUUGGGAAGGGAAGGGCUAAAAUAAUAAAGAGUUGAUUCCUAGAGAGGAGUAUUAACCAUAGAGAAGGAAAUGGCUGGAUGAAUCUAUGCAGGUCAUAACUGGCAAAAACGGGGGGAAUGAACAGCUAGAUGGCAGGUCAACUACACCUGAGGAAAUUGCCCCAAAGCUGAAAGAGGAAUACUUGCAGGGGGAGAAUGUUGUGCUCAGAGCAUCAUGCAGAAAGUAUGUCUAUCCUACAGUAAAAGUCCACUGUGGAAGCAGCUUUUGUGAGGUGCCAGACUGUCAGCUCAUGCCUUCCAAUUGAACAGUAUUAGCAAUGCGCCUUGCAUUAAUUGAAAAUUAAAGGGACCACAAGAGGGACUCGGAGUUCUCUUUUCGCUGAAUUUUUUGGUAGGAAAAUUACAACGUUCUAUUCUUAGACACUGAUUGUGGUUGGGUUGUGGCUUAAAUUAGACAUGAAAUAAAAAAAAACCCCAUGAAAGGUCAUUUAGUGAUGUAGCAAGAACACAAAAGGGAGCAAGUCAGAGCCUUUUAGAUUUCUGAAAGAUUUUAUGUGGUGCAUUUCCAAAACAACAACCUGUGUGACAGUAUGACUCAUAGGGACACAUUCAUUUGGCUUUGUUGCUGGGGGCUUCAAGAGGGUGCUUCAGUCCACAGGAAUUUCUCACAGUAGUGCUAAUGGCAUCGCAGAUUUUUCGUGCCAUGCUGUCGCAGAUGCCAAGCUGCAGAGUGGGAAGCUGCCAUUGCAACACGCCUUGGCGUGCUUGUUUCAAAAGUUGUGUCUUCCUGUUUGUAUUUACAGCCAUCACAAUCAUUAUAUCUUACAUUUGCAGCGUUGCUAUAAAAACCAAAAUGUUUGCAUUCAUAAUCAUAUUUGUUUAUAUAUAUUAAUAUAUAUGUUUAUAUAUAUUGUUGUAACAUGUUGUUACUUAAUAACAAACUUCAUUUUGAAGUGCAAUAAGAUUUCAUGGGUUAUCCAUGCAUACUGACAACGUACAUACAUUUAGUGUAUGACAGCGAAGCUACCUGUUUUUGUAUCCCUUUUGUUUCACACAAUGGAAGUGUGAGUUACCCCCGUUUUUAGGUUAAUGUCUUAAUAGCAAAGGUGUGUUGGAAAGUUAUUAGUUAUCCACAAUGAUCAAAGAUGUAUUGGUUUAAUAGUGACCACCUCCCCCCUUAAUAAAGACUUUAUAUGGUU
Molecule: messenger RNA, 6100 nt
Organism: Podarcis muralis (Common wall lizard)
Lineage: Eukaryota; Metazoa; Chordata; Lepidosauria; Squamata; Lacertidae
Gene: PKD2
Product: polycystin 2, transient receptor potential cation channel
Biological process (GO): potassium ion transmembrane transport; detection of mechanical stimulus; release of sequestered calcium ion into cytosol
Cellular component (GO): membrane
Molecular function (GO): calcium ion binding; muscle alpha-actinin binding; voltage-gated sodium channel activity
Source: RefSeq, a predicted model, not a curated record